GCGGGCCGUCCAUGCGGCUGGGGGAUACGACAUUGAUCCGGAGCUUGAAGAUCAAUUUCGCGCCCAAGAAGGAGCCAGCAGGGUUGAGGCCGCGCAAUUGUCCCAGGCGGCGGCCCGCUGGAUGUCCUCGCCCUGCCUCCCGUGCUUUGAAGCGGUCCCCUCUCUGCUCCAGCUGGAGCAGCUCUGCAUCCGCCAAGCCCCGGCUAAAGCCCCUGGACCGGAUGGACUUCGUAAUGAGCUCUGGCGGUCGCAGGGCGCCCAUGCCGGCCGCUGGCUUUGGCCCCUAUGCGCCAGGAUUGCCCUUCAAGGCCGGGAGCCCUUUGACUUCAAGGCCAGUCGGGACUUGCUCUUUGACGGCUUCGCAGCAGAUGCCCAGGUGCCAGAGCACCAUCACCUCGCAGGUCUUGUCUUGCAGCUUCAGCAACAAGGAGCUCUUGCUGCUUUAGGGGUCGCUGACGAUGUUGCUGCCCUGCUCCGUGACUGUGUGGCGCUAUCCCACUGGUCCUUGUCGGGCUCCUCCAACAUCUUCCUUGCCUCCCGUGGCUCUCGUCCCGGGGAUGGCCUCGCUGACAUCCUGUUCGGAGCGCUCUUUGCUGUUGGAUUGCAGCACAUACAGCGUGCCACUGCGCAGCUCGGCAUUACUCACACCAGUGCUGGAGUUGAGGUUGGCUUACCGCCCGGUGUUAAGCCCAUUGGGUGGGCUGAUGACCUCGCGGUCCUUGCUGACUUUGACUGCCCUGCUGAUUUGCAGGCUCAGCUUCCCCAGCUCGUCCGUGUCAUUCUUGAGACCCUCCGACUCCUCCGUUUCCGGGUCAAUCUCGGCGCGGGGAAAACUGAAGCCUUGGUUGACAUUCGAGGUGAAGGGGCUCGUGCUGCCCGUGGGGCCCUGCUGAGCGGGGACGCACUCCUGCAGGUCUCCGGCUCGGACUCCAUCCGUCUCUGCCCGGAGUACAAAUACUUGGGAGUUGCUCAACUGCCCCGAGAUACUGGACGCAGAGACUGCGAGCUCGCGGCGCAACGGGGCUCCGCUGCGGCCUCGAUGGCACGCACCCUCCUGUGCAGCAACUGCCUCCCGUGGGAGCUCAAGCGUGCUUGGGUUGCGGGCAGAGUUCUCCCGUCGGCGUACUCCUCGCUCGCUAUGUCUCUUGCGGAGUCGGGCAGAGCGACCGCGCCGCUGGCAGGCCUUUUUGAGCGCACGGCCCGAAUUCUCUUGUCCUCGUGGCAAGUAGGGCAUAAGCUCACUACUCCGCUCCUCCGGCUGCUUGCGGACGUCCCUCCACCGGACCUUGCGACUGUACUCAGCCAAUGCCGGCUGUGUGUGCAGCUGUUCUGCAAAGCACCUUUGGCUGUCCGCGACAUUGUUGAUGCCGCCUGGAACAGGGCGCUCCCGUGGUGCCAGGCCCUUGUCUCGGCCUGCAUGCGAGUGGGAGUUUCCCUUGACAUCUGGGAUCCGGCCCGGCCCCCGGCGGUGACGGUCCUUUUUGUGCGGAACCAUGGGCGUGCCCUGCUCCGCGCCUGCAAGGCCCUGAGCAAGUUCGGACACCGUUAUGCUGCCUGCGCCCAGCUGUGGGACGACCUUUCGACGCGGAAAGCUACUCACGUGCUUGGUGCUGCGCAAUCCUACUGCUGCCCUGUCUGUCAGGUCAUCUUCCCUAGCCUGCACGCUGUCCGGGCCCACCUUCACCGCAAGCAUGGAGUCCUCUCUGAUGUUACCGCGUACAUGGCGGGCUCCGUGUGCCUCUGGUGCAUGCACGACUUUCAUUCUUCUGACCGUUUGAAAUACCACCUGCAGACGCAGCGUUCCUGCUUGCACGGACUUCGGGUUACUGUCGGCCCGGUGUACCAGUACGGCUCCGGCACUAAGCGCAAGGGCCGCGCUGCUCACAGAGGUGUCCCUCCGCAACGGCUCUGCGGGCCGUGCAAUGCCACCCCGGUCCAACGACGCGCGGAUCGCCUGGGCGUGCCUGCUACCGCGGCCGAGCUUCAAGCGGAGUGGGACGCGGUCCUUCGUUCGCCGGCUCUCUCUGACCUGGUGCCUGGUGCGGCCGCUUGCGAUGACUGGGCUCUACCUUCUCCUUGGUGGCCUGGGCUUCUUGCCCUCGGCGGGAUCUUCCGCCUGCCUUCCUCCUGGCAUCGUCUGUGGUCCAUGUGGUCUGCCCUGGAGCUCUUCUCGCCAUGGGAGCACCGUGCCACUCGUCGCCUCGGGGUCCUUCGUUCGGCUUCGUCGGGCGGCCUGGGCGCCUCUGUGUCGCUGGCUGACGCCACCGUCGGUCGUUGGUCCCUGCUGGAGUUGGCUGCCGCCAUGGUCUCUUUUCGUAUGGUCUGCAAGUCAGUCCUUCUGAAAGGAGCCCUGUGGAUUUCUGGGCACCCCGGGCACCUUGGGCUUGCCUUGCUUCGCCGCCUGCUUCCUGCGGCUGUCUUCUUGGACUUCUGGUCCCCUGUUGGUCGCAUCUUCCUUGCGGCCUGCUCGGCCCCCGUGGCCUCCUCCGUGCGUUCGGCCCUCGCGGGACCCUCCGCCCCGCCCUCGCUGUCUCUGCGAGCUUUCUGGGCAUACCCCGCUGCUUGA
Molecule: messenger RNA, 2566 nt
Organism: Symbiodinium sp. CCMP2592
Lineage: Eukaryota; Dinophyceae; Suessiales; Symbiodiniaceae
Source: the annotation of a GenBank genome assembly